Molecule: messenger RNA, 315 nt
Organism: Didymodactylos carnosus
Lineage: Eukaryota; Metazoa; Rotifera; Eurotatoria; Philodinida; Philodinidae
Source: the annotation of a GenBank genome assembly
AUGAAGAUAGACGGCACAGUCAUUGAAGAUUCCAGACACUAUCAGAAACCAAUGAAAAUUACAUUGGGACAUAAAUUAGAAUGUUGGGAACAGUGUUUACAGACAAUGCGCAUUGGUGAAGUGGCAAAAUUUACAAUUGGCAAAGAAGUAUGUGUUUAUCCAACAGUAGCAAAACAAAUAGGUGAUUAUUAUAAAAGCCAGAUGCCUAAUCAAAAACAUUCACAGCAUGGUGACAAUGAUCAUACACACAGUCGUCACUGUUGUGGUUUCAUGGCUAUGGAGCAAGGAUUGGGUUACAGCGGCUUAGACAGUUGA